CCGCCCUCCCUUCCUCGCCUGACGGCUGCGAAAGGCCUCCCCUUCCUCCCUUCGUUCCUUCCUUCCUCCCUCCCUCCCUUCCUUUCCUACCUCCUUCCCUCUCUCUCUGUCUCUCUCUUUUUCUCCCUCAAUGUUUAUUUAUUUCCUUUCUUUGCAGCAGCCGCAAGUGAGGUCAAACGACAGUGACAUUGUGAACCUGCCGUGCGAUAACUGGGCUAUUCUUCUGCCUGGGCCAAUGCUAGAUCUGGAAGUGGUUCCCGAGCGGUCUCUUGGGAAUGAACAAUGGGAAUUCACCUUGGGAAUGCCGUUGGCUCAGGCUGUAGCAAUUCUUCAGAAACACUGUCGUAUCAUCAAAAAUGUGCAGGUUCUCUACAGUGAGCAGUCUCCUCUUAGCCAUGACCUCAUCCUUAACCUGACUCAGGACGGAAUCAAACUGCUGUUUGAUGCUUUCAAUCAAAGACUUAAGGUGAUUGAAGUCUAUGACUUGACUAAAGUGAAGUUAAAAUAUUGUGGUGUUCAUUUUAACUCUCAGGCAAUUGCUCCAACUAUAGAACAAAUUGAUCAGUCUUUUGGAGCCACUCAUCCCGGAGUGUACAACUCUGCGGAGCAACUUUUCCACCUCAACUUUAGAGGACUGUCUUUUUCCUUUCAGUUGGACUCCUGGACUGAAACUCCAAAGUAUGAGCCAAACUUUGCCCAUGGCCUCGCUUCUCUGCAAAUCCCCCAUGGGGCAACUGUGAAACGCAUGUACAUAUACAGCGGAAAUAGCCUACAGGAUACGAAGGCUCCUCCGAUGCCUCUGAGCUGUUUCCUUGGAAAUGUGUAUGCAGAGAGCGUUGACGUUCUGAGAGAUGGAGCUGGGCCCUCAGGUUUACGGCUCCGCUUACUCACUGCAGGAUGUGGACCUGGCGUAUUAGCGGAUGCCAAGAUGCGGGUAUUUGAGCGCUGCGUGUAUUUCGGUGAUUCGUGCCAAGAUGUGCUGAGCACCUUGGGAUCGCCUCACAAAGUUUUCUACAAGUCAGAAGAUAAGAUGAAAAUCCAUUCGCCUUCUCCUCAUAAGCAAGUACCUUCAAAGUGCAAUGACUACUUUUUCAACUACUUCACGCUUGGAGUGGAUAUCCUUUUUGAUGCAAAUACCCACAAAGUGAAGAAGUUUGUUCUGCAUACGAAUUACCCAGGUCAUUAUAACUUCAACAUUUAUCACCGCUGUGAAUUCAAGAUCCCACUAGCAAUUAAGCGAGAAAGUACUGACUCGCAGAUGGAAACCUGCACAACGUACAGCAAGUGGGACAGUAUUCAGGACCUUCUUGGACAUCCAGUAGAGAAGCCAGUAGUACUUCACAGGUCAUCCUCUCCAAACAAUACAAACCCAUUUGGAUCCACAUUUUGUUUUGGACUGCAGCGAAUGAUCUUUGAGGUGAUGCAGAACAAUCACAUUGCGUCCGUAACUCUGUACGGCCCCGCGAGGCCCAGCGGCCAGUUGAAAACGGUGGAUCUUCCCCAGUGAGCAAUAUGGGCUAACCGAAAUGCUACUAAUUUAGUAGUACAGCGUGCCUUGAUUUGCUACCACUUAGAGUAUGGGAAAAGAAGCACGGUAUGGUGGGAUAUAUGUGUGUAUGUGUGUAUGUGUCUAUAUGUGUGUGUUCAACACAAAAGCCCUGUCCCUCCCCUCCCGGGCAUGGAGGAGAACGGGAGUCCUCUUGACGGUCCGUUGCGUGGGACGAGUGGCGGCUGUGAGCAGAUGCGAGUGCCUGCCACACGACCAGUGUUUCUCUCCUUAGCUGCACAUGCCCUCUAUUCCAACCUGGGAGAUUUAGGACUGGUCUGGUUUAUUUCCCUGAGACGGAAGAAGGCCAAACUUCAAAGAAGAGGGCACACAAAUGACUGCACGACUUAGAAGCACAAACUCUCUGAGCCUUGGGGCAUCUGGGAGCAGGUCUUGGAUCUAAUGAUACAUGUAUAUGUAUAUAUAUAUUAUUUUUCCCCCAGUCUGUGCUUGUGUUCACUGCAAUGAUAAUGGUGGUUGAUUUUUUUAAAGGUAGGAGUGAGUGCACCUAUGCACAUGCAGAAUUUUUACAUUGAUGUGUGUGUAUAUAUAUAUACACACAUCAAUGAAGUACUUGGGUAUUUCUGUGGCUUAAGGACAUUGUACCAAAUGUGACACGUAUGUACAUAACAUGUCCAUGAUUUCAGGCACCACAUGUUUGCCUGAUGUGGAAACUAGCGCAAAGCAGCAUGUGCGUCGGGCUCGGUUGUAACAAAAAAAAUUUUUGCACUACAUACACUUUAAUUACUUGAUAUACGGCAUUUUAAUCGUUCACUGAAGAGCAUCGGUGUACUGGGUGUGCUGGUUUAUUUAAUUGUUCGCCAUGCGCAAAGCUUAUUUAUACCGUGGGGAAGGAAACCCACCUUUUCUGCACUAAUAUUUACUUGACAUGCUGAAGCGACUCAUUUUCUGCCAUGCCUGGUUAACAUACUUGUGGUUUUAUACACAUACAAAUACACACACAGACACAGAGAGACACAAUUUUCCAGAAGGAAAAACGAAAGUCAUGUGAAUUCCUAUAAAUUACGGUUUGAUGCCAUUCCCCCAUACAUACAUACCAACACACAUUUUGUACUUAAAUCUUACUCGAACCUGUAAUUGUGAAUACUGCUGCCUCACUUUUGCAAUGGUAUGUAUAUCAGAUGAGUAUUUCUUGUGUCCUUUUCCUAGAAAGAAGCCUAAGUUGGCGUUGAAGUAUAUACACUUGAAGUAUAUUGUUCAACGCCAACUUAGGCUUCUUUCUAGGAAAAGGAUAUUGAAGUGACAUUGAAGGAAAUGGCCUUAACGUAAGACAUGCCUGCACGUCUUGGCAGGAAUGAGGGGCUGGAACUAAAACAGCCUCAACCUCUUUGGGCCGCAGAUCGGUUUUUAGCACCUCGCUCAGGGUUUGCAAGAGGACACCUUUCCCUCGAAACAAGCAACAAAGCAAAUUAGCCUCAAUUUCCCUUCUUCCUCUCAAUUUCACAGCGAGUUUUAGUCCUUUUCUGAGAGAAAGUGCCUCAGCUCUUGCCUCCGCUGCUCUUUGUUUCUCUUUGCCUCUGGGUUGCCUCCUUUGUCUCCUUCUCCUAUGGAAGAAAAAAUCGACAAUUUCACUCACUUGUGAAGGAGAAACUUCAGACUGGGUUGCUGUGAAUUUUCCGGGCUCUGUGUCCAUAUUCCAGAAGCAUUCUCUCUUCUCUGAUCUGUAAACCAAGGCCUGUGUAGAUUUCCGUAUCUCCAGGUGCUUCGACAUCACUAAAUUCCCGGCUCAAGUCUUUCUUAUCUAAUUAAUGUCUCUGGCUGCUUGGCCUGACCUUGAAGACCUACACUUUCACAGUCGGCUUUCUCCCACAACGAAGCAUCAGAAGCCUCAUUCUCUUGGCUUAAAUCUUCCUCACUUCAUGUGAGGAAAUCCCACAGGCAAUCCCACAAUCCUCUCUAAAACAUCAGACCAGUCUCAGUCUGAUCGACAACAGACGUCAUCAUUAUGUUUACAAGCAGGCAAUGAGGAAUUCCCAUCGCAUGUUAAAUGUUAGGUUUUUACCCAUCUCUACGCAGGGAAUUUUAAAUGAAGUCUGGGUUGGUGUGAGUUUUCUGGGCUGUAUGGCCAUGGUCCAGAAGCAUUCUCUCCUGACGUUUUGUCCACAUCUAUGGCAGACAUCCUCCGAGGUAUGAGCUCUGUUGGAAACUAGGCAAGUGGGGUUUAUAUAUCUAUGGGAUGAUGUCCAGGGUGGGAGAAAGAACUCUUGUCUGUUGGAGGCAAGUCUGAAUGUUUCAAUUGAUCAUUGUGAUUAGCAUUUAAUGGUCUUGUGGCUUCAAAGCCUAGUUGCUUCAAAGCCUAAUUAUCCUGUAUUUUUGUUUUAAUUGAUAUAUUGUAUUACUGUUUUGUCUUUUUAUAGUGUGAUUUGUAUUAUGUUGCCUAUAUUUUGUCCUAUGUUGUUUCGGCCUCUGCCAAAUGUAAGCUGCCCCAAGUCCCAGCGGGGAGAUGGUGGCGGGGUAUAAAUAAAGUUUUAUUAUUAAUAUUAUUGCUUCCUGCCUGGGGGAAUCCUUUGUUGGGAGUGUUACAUGGCCCUGAUUGUUUCAUGUCUGGAAUUCCCCUUUUUUCAGAAUAUUGUUCUUUAUUUACUGCCCUGAAAAAGUUCUUUCUCCCACCAUGGACAUUCCAUGCGUAUAUAAACCCCACUUUCCCAAUUUCCAACAGACCUCACACUUCUGAGGAUGCCUGCCAUAGAUGUGGGCGAAACGUCAGGAGAGAAUAUUUUUGGAACAUUAUCAUACAGCCCGGAAAACUCACAGCAACCCAGUGAUUACAACCAUGAAAGCAUUCGACAACACAUUAAAUGAAGUCGAUUGUCAAUCAACAUUGGAAUUUUUGGGGGAAAAACACACACUUUAGAAAUGGCAAAAUACGUGAAACCCACGGUAUGAGCUUGUGUUAUGUAAUGGGCUCUAUCAGUAGCUGUUUCUUAUAUGUGUAGAAAUUCUGAUUUAUUGCGUGUGAUGAAGUUAUUAGCUUCACCAUGAAGACGCACAAUAACUUCAUGGUGACGCCACAUUUCUCCUUCACGAACGAGGGAAAUGAGUAGUGGAGUUGGUUUGUUGUUGAAGGCUUUCAUGGCCAGGAUCACAGGGUUGUUGUAUAUUUUCCAGGCUGUAUGUCCAUGUUCUAGAAGUAUUCUCUCCUAACGUUUCACCCAUAUCUAUGGUAGGCAUCCUCAGAGGUUGUAAAGUCUGCUGGAAAGUAGGCAAGUGGGGUUUAUAUAUUUGUGAAAUGUCCAGGGUGGGAGUCUGUUGGAGGCAAGUGUGAAGUGUACCUCACAACCUCUGAGGAUUCCUGCCAUAGAUGUGGGCCAAACGUCAGGAGAGAAAACAUACAACAACCCAGUGGAGUUGGUGUUUUAUCCCGAGAAGACAACAGAGGCCACUCAGGUGCAAACAAAACGGAAGAGCAACGGAGGCAAGUUAGCGUCUUUGGUGCAUCGGGAAAAGAAGCGCAAAGAGGGAAAACACUUGACGGGGGGAAUGGCAGGUUUCAAUGGCUCCUCUGCUACAGCAAUGCGCAUGACCUCCCUCUCUAAGUAAGGCUUAGGUUCAGAGCCUCUGCAGACCACACCAAAUUCUAGUGAAGGCUACAUCCGUCCCGCGAGCCGCGUGUUGUGCAGGCCUGAUGUAAGGGAUGUUUUCGGGGAGACACCCAUGUACCUGAUGGGAUGUGCCCUGGGUUGUUAUAUACGACAGUUGAAUGAAAAGUAAUGCCUCCACCUUUGUAACUCCUCAACAGAUGGUAGUAAUGGUAUGUGGCAGGUCCUGGCUUGUUCAGUAGACACUCCUCUACAGUUCCAUUUGGCGGGAAGCCUUAGCAUUGAAUGGUUGUGUUGUUAAAGUGCAAAGUAUGGAACCCUGCGCAGACGGGGAAGCCUUAGCAUUGAAUGGUUGUGUUGUUAAAGUGCGAAGUAUGGAACCCUGUGCAGACGGGGAAGCCUUAGCAUUGAACGGUUGUGUUGUUAAAGUGCCAAGUAUGAAACCCUGUGCAGACGGUCGGUCAAUGCACUUAAACAACAUGCAGUCACUGAAUUCUUGACAUCAGAAGGUGUCACUCCAAAGAAGAAAGGCGUCACCUUCAUUCUCGUAAAGCGAGAGGAGUUCCUGGCAAAUUUCAUGUCUGUGUGCUUUCAUUUCAGGCAUCAUCACCCUGGAUACCCAUCAUACACAGAUCUUCCAAUAGCCAAGCAAAGCAAUAAUGUGACCCACACGUUGUUGUGAAAUGCCGAUGAUGCUUGUAAUUUCUCUUGGAGUGAUAUGACGAUCGUCCUGAAUCAAUCUGUCAACAUUUUGCUUGUGAAACUCAGUGUUGUUGUCAUAGGACGUCCAACUCUUUCUGUCACGCAAGUCAGAUGUUCCCACCUCAACAUCUUUAAACUUUCUCGCCCAACGACACACAGUACUCGCAUCAACACAAUCACCAUAAACCGCUUGCAUUUUCUGAUGAAUCUCCUUUGGGGUGGGACCUUCUGUUGUCAAGAAUUUAGUGAUUGCACGUUGCUUAAGUCGCAUUGACCAACCAUCUGCGCAGGGUUCCUUACUUUGCACUUUAACAACACAACCAUUCAAUGCUAAGGCUUCCCGGUCUGCGCAGGGUUCCAUACUUGGCACUUUAACAACACAAUCGUUCAAUGCUAAGGCUUCCCUGUCUGCGCAGGGUUCCAUACUUGGCACUUUAACAACACAACCGUUCAAUGCUAAGGCUUCCCGCCAAAUGGAACUGUAGAGGAGAGUCUACUGAACAAGCCAGUACUGGCCGCAGACCAGGACUGCCAUCUGUUGAGUUACGAAGGUGGAGGCAUUACUUUUCAUUCAACCCUCGUAUCAGGCAUGAGCAAACUUCAGCGCUCCUUCCAGGUGUUUUGGCUUUUAGGAAUUGUGGGAGUUGAAUUCUAAAACAUCUGGAGGGAGGGCCGAAGUUUGCCCAUGCCUGUUACACAUGUAGCACAUUUAGAGGAGAGUGAGGGAGAGAGAAACUGCCUCUUUUCUUACUCUUUUAUUUUAAUACAUCCAUGCCAAAAUGUUAGCCAAAGAGGUCCUUAAUCUAGUUUCAACAUUUCUGUACAUAAUGUCCUGAUCUGCCGCACACGGUCUCCCCUCCCGUCUGACGGGAUUUCAGCUGCUUUGAGUUAAAGAUGUCACUGCUCCGCGCUUCGUUCUUCCCAGGUAAAAUGAGCAACGCGCAGCUUUCUUAACCCGUCUUAUCGUUGGAAUAAAUAAUGUAUCUGUCUGUCUGUCUGCCUCAAUCCUCUUUGGAAUACAUCCCUUUUUGAAAAUAGUGGGAGAAAUAGAGAGAGAAAAGAGAAAUGUAUAAUUUCCCUUCAUUUUUUUAAUAUUUUGGUGUAGCGACUUGUGAUAUACAUAGAUAUAUAUAUAUAAUAGAUGACCUUUUUGUGGGUUUUGCAAAAACAACAUGUGUGUACAAAUUUUUGUAAAUACAUAAAAAAAACCUUUUUGGGUAAUUUUAACACUGUAUACAGUAUAACCUUGUAUAGUUUAUCAAGAAAUGAGGGAUGGGCGGUUUUCGAGUUGCCAAGUACAAAGUUUUGAAUCCUGGACCAGUAUCAGGGAUGGAUGUGGCGCGUGGGAAUUGGGUGCGUUGUUGUGUGCAUUGGUGAGUCUGCGUGACCUCUUUUUGGCCAUUUAGUCUUCCUGUCUACUGUGACAUUCUGUCCUCUUUCACUUAAGAGUCAAAAUAAAGGAAAACGGAAUGGAUAUUGGGGUGGGUGGAGGAACUGGAUGGUUUCCCUUUCUUCAUAAUGUGUUGUUUUUCCAACGAUCAUUGCUUGCUGAGAAAAUUUCCCUCCCAAGACUCUUUGUUUCUUCUCUUUCUGAUACAAAUCCUGUUUUUCAUAACUUUCCUGUAAAUUGUAUGAAAUGCCUCAGUAGCAUGUACAUUGAAAGGACAAAUAAAACAAAGCUCAGUUGCUGUGUUGUUAUAAUACAGUGGCUGGGUGUGUGUAUUUUGCAA
Messenger RNA from Anolis carolinensis (green anole), 7538 nucleotides. It is a transcript of the gene phaf1, whose product is annotated as phagosome assembly factor 1. NCBI's taxonomy places the organism in Eukaryota, Metazoa, Chordata, Lepidosauria, Squamata, Anolidae. Gene Ontology annotation, biological process: Golgi to plasma membrane protein transport. The coding region runs from base 131 to 1507 and encodes 458 amino acids. The record is from RefSeq and is a predicted model, not a curated record. Gene Ontology annotation, cellular component: dendrite; trans-Golgi network; synaptic vesicle membrane. The transcript is spliced from 17 exons.